GGCAGUCUGAGUCACUUGCAAGUGCACGCUCUUUCUAUGGGCCCACCCGAAGGGCCGUCUAUAUUGACGGCCCUGGCCUGGAUGGAGGCAACGGUUGCUGUUAACUCUGUGUCCUCUGCUCACACUGCUUGUAUCAUCGGAGAGACCCAAAUCAAGCGCCCUGCAGAGCAGCAUCACAUCUCCCUCAUCUGGUGUCGUGGACAGCCAGAUGCCCUCAGAGUUUCCCUCCUGUCCCCAUCACCAGACUGCCCAACCAUCUACUCACCUGUCCCCACUUUCCUCAUCAGUCCUCCAGACAGGACCGUGCACAGGCGUUUUGGAGGGUAGCUGCUGAAGCAAAAUAAGAGCAUCCCUGUUGGAUUCAUUUGUAAAAGAGGCAGAGACAGACACACAGCAGGCACAUCUGCCCCAGAGCUGAAACCUCCCAGAGCGGUUCAACACCCACCUCCACCUGCAGAGCUUCACCCACCUGCUGCUCCCCCCAACCUCCACAGGGCUCCAUCAUGGUGAAGCCAGGUGCACUGCUCCUCCUGCUGGCAGUUGCUGCAAGCUUUCGUCCGUCUCAGGCUGAAGAGUUUGAUAUCAGCAGUUGUUCCAUCAACUAUUAUGGAACACUAUACAACAAGAUAAAUGUGGGUGUAAACUCAGGAGAUAAAACAGCUUUGGCUUGUUUUGUAGAUGACCAAUCAUCUGAAAUUACAGAGGACUGCAUUUUUAUGGGAUUUGUGUUAACCUCCACCAUAGAGAAGAUAGGCUAUCCUGAGUCCAUGCCACUGUCAGAGGUUUUUCCAAUUAUAACAGAAGACGCAACCUGCCAUACUGUGCUGAAAUUCAAAUCACCCACCCAAGACGUGCAACUCACACUCUACCGAGCUGGCUCACAAGCAGCUCUAAAAUUUGAAACAGGCGAUGUGAUUGCAGAUGUCCCUUCUUUCUUUGAGGUGACUGCAAAAAGUGGAGGCAGAGAUGUGACUACUAAAGUUUUUACUACCGAUAGUCUAAGUGCUGGAGACUACAUAGACAUAAGUGGAUGCAGAUAUUCUGGGGUUGCUGUGGAACGUGACGGUAUGUAUGACAGCUCUACCUGCUCUGACGUAACCUGCGAUGUCUCAUCAGGAAUUGGCAUGCCAAUAUACGCUUGUGACACUUUUGAGACUUGCGUGGCUGGCGUAUGCAUUACACCCAAGGCAGUGUGCACUGUGACUGGUUCUUCUAUCAUUGAUUUCAACAAUAACGAAAACAGAGUCACAGAUCGCUGCGCAUACACUCUGUUGAAGCCUUCAUCAGACUCCAGUUAUAACCUGGUGGCAGUUUUCAAGGAACGACGACGUAAAGAUGUGGCAUUUUUGGACCACUUGAUAUUUCAAGUGUUGGGGACAAAGAUCUAUGUGGAACAAGGUGGAAGAGUUGAGGUUGGUAGUAACCCACUGACACUCACCGACCAGUUUGAGACCCAGCACGGUGUGGAGAUCCGCAAGGUACAGAACGAAGUUACUUUCAAGGUACCCGGCACCUCAUUGGAAGUCGUCUAUGAUGGCUACAGUGCACAUGUGUCAGGACCAACUGACAGUAAUGUCAAGGGCAUGUGUGGUAACCCCUCUGAUACAAACUACGCCCCCACCUUCAGUGACCUCAAGUCUUCUGAAAGUGAAUCAGAAUGCGGCACUGCAAAAACCGACGACAGCAAUGAUCCAGACUGCGCGCCCAUAACUACUCACUGUGAACUCCUGAACCAGGCUCCCUUCGAUACCUGCACUGACCACAUUGACACAGCGUCCUACAUCAGUGCCUGCAAAUCCAUCUUGUGCCACUACCCAGAUGUGGACGGUCACAAAUGCCAGUUUUUUGAGGCUUAUGCCAAGUCCUGCAAACUGUCCUACGACAUCACAUUGGACUGGAGUUCAGUAGAGGGCUGCUCAUCUGACCCUCAUGCCUGUCACAGCCAGCACUGCGCUGACCACGAGUUCUGUGGUGAUAAGACGGAUGGAACCCGCUGCUUCUGCCGGGCCCUGUAUGCCGACCAGUACCCAGAGACUUUCGGUGAACCAACUGCCUGCACGACAAAGACUGCUACUCUUUCGAUGGCAAACUGUUUGCUGGAGGACAGUGGCAUUGACCACACCACCCUACACCUCAAGCAGACGGACUGCACUGGUACUUUUGAUUCCACGACCAACAUGGUGACCUUCUACUUCGAUGACAGCAGCAACACCUGUGGGACGGAGGUUUCGAAAGAGGGCAACGACGUGAAAUACACAAACAUCAUCACAACUCAGGACUAUUCCAAUGACGUUAUCGUUCGCCACGACCAAGUGACGAUCGACUUCUCCUGCCUCUACAGAAUGCCUGAGCUCAACCAAGUGACCUUAAAGAUCGUGGACAGCUCUGUGAAGAAGACAAUUACUUCUAGAGAUUUUACUUUCUCACUGACGAUGAGCGCGUACACUGACAGCCAGCACCAGAACCUUAUUGAUGAGAACACUGACCUCCACCUGAACCAGAAGAUCUAUGUGGUGCUGAUGACGACAGGGCUGGAUUCCAACAAGGUUGUCUUAGUGACCAAAUCCUGCUCAGCAGAAAGUGAGGAAGCAGGAAACGGCGAUUCACCGUACAACCUCAUCACUGAAAGAUGUGGUGAUGACUCGACGGUGGAGCUGGAGGGAAACGGGGUGCAAACGUCCAACUCCUUCUCUUUCAACCUGUUCCAGUUCAAUGGGAAAAGUGGCAAGAUCAACCUGAACUGUGAGGUGGAGCUGUGCCUGCCUGAGGAGGAACAAUGCGAUCCGGACUGUAGCAGUAAAAGGAAGCGCAGAUCUUUCAGGUCUAAAUAUGAUAGAAACUCGGCCCGCAUCUCUAUGUCCUGGAAUAAUUAAAGACAGCUCCCCUUCUGAUGAAUUACACGGUGAUUCCUGAUUUGAGCUUCAUCCCAACAAGAAGUUAUCGUUGCUGUGAAACAGCGUCGGCAGAUAAUCUUUGUUUCAUCCACCUGAGAUGGCGUUUAUCAUCUCUGCAGAAUCCGUGGGCUGCUGAUUCGACCCACUGAUUCAUGCACAUAUAAUCUGUGGUGAAAUAAUUGAAGUAUAGUGCAGUGAAGUACAAAAUAAUCAAUGAAGGGUUUAGAGGGUUUUAUUGAGUCCAUGCACUACUUCCUGGUCCUGUGGGUUCUUUUGAAAUAUACACUGCUGUGAAAAGUUUGGAAUCAGUUGUUUUAUUGAUAUAUUUUUUUAUUCCUUCAAUUUUAUUUUAAAAGAGAUUAAAAACAGUUUAAUUCAGACAUUUGAUGUAUUUGAAAUCAUUUUGGCUCCAGAAGAAGAAGAAGAAUGAAAUUAACUUACUUUAUCAUGAAACUACAUCAGUGUAACUGGAUUUAUUUGUAAAGAGGACUUUAUAAACCCUGAAAGCAUCAAAGAGCAUUCAAACACAUGGAGUCGUCCUCUCAGACAGAAGCUUCUGUGGCAGCAGAUUACAAACUUUUGCACAAUUGUGUUUUUUUAAUUUCUUCUUUAAUCUAAUUUCACCUGCCUUCUUUAAAUGUACACAGCUUAAAUGCUACCCAGUGAAUGAAGGAACACAAAUUUCUGUUUCAGUGACAUGAAGUAAAAAGAAGUUUCAGCUGAAAGACAGCGAGAAGGUUUUAAGAUCCAGUUGAAGGAAAAUCCUGAUGUGAAUGUGAAUGUUCAAAUGGUGAUUGUUGGUAGAUUAAUGAUUGUCAGUUAAAUAACACAGAGACAUGCUGUUGUACCGUUACUAUUUUAUCAUUACUGUCAGCAAAACAAAGAC
This is a messenger RNA of Epinephelus moara (kelp grouper), 3780 nucleotides long. RefSeq lists its product as uncharacterized. Lineage: Eukaryota; Metazoa; Chordata; Actinopteri; Perciformes; Serranidae. The coding region runs from base 504 to 2873 and encodes 789 amino acids. The record is from RefSeq and is a predicted model, not a curated record. The transcript is spliced from 22 exons.